CCCCACCCGAGGAAGAAGAAGAAAACGAUCCUCUCGCUUUUGCUCUCCUCAAUUGCCAUCUUGCACUUAACAAGAGCUCCUUAGGCAAAGAGAUUGGCACAAAAGAAGAAGAAGACCUCUCAUGGCUACGCUGAACAUGGCAGCUUUUGUGCUGAGCCCAAGCAUUGGCUCCAACACGAGCUCUUCCACCACCAGGAGCAUUGCCUAUUUCCCUAGGGACGGCAACAGCCGGUCCGCGAGGAGGCUUGUGGUGCGGGCCGCGGAGGGGGAGGCGGUGCCACCGGCGGCCACCACCACGCAGGCUCCGGCCUCGGGCGAGCCCAAGCCCCCUCCGAUCGGGCCCAAGAGGGGCACCAAGGUGAAGAUCUUGAGGAGAGAGUCUUACUGGUUCAAGGAUGUGGGAUCUGUGGUCGCAGUUGAUCAGGACCCAAAGACGAGGUACCCGGUGGUGGUCAGAUUCCAGAAGGUCAACUACGCCAACGUAUCGACCAACAACUUCGCGUUGGAUGAGAUUGAAGAAGUCUAAAUGAGUGCUUUGUAAAACCCAGGAUUUGUAUGAUACUUUGUCUUUGUAAUAUCCUCUCCAUCUUCUUCUUCCACAGUCAAUCUAAUUCAUCCACGAGUGCCUUAUUA
Molecule: messenger RNA, 633 nt
Organism: Syzygium oleosum
Lineage: Eukaryota; Viridiplantae; Streptophyta; Magnoliopsida; Myrtales; Myrtaceae
Product: photosystem I reaction center subunit IV A, chloroplastic-like
Exons: 3
Coding region: 122-526 (134 amino acids)
Biological process (GO): photosynthesis
Cellular component (GO): photosystem I reaction center; photosystem I
Source: RefSeq, a predicted model, not a curated record